AUGCCAGACGCCAUCACCCCUGUUCCCCCAACGGACGUCGAGCUGGCCGCGAUCCAGAGCAAUGCCAGCAAAGACAGCGACCGGUUCCUAGUCGUCUUUGCAGAGCCGUAUGACACUGACAACCCCAAAGACUGGCCCACCGGGCGCAAAUGGGCUGUCACCGAUGUCCUCGCAACCACUGGCUUCAACCGCAUCAUGGUCUCCACCAUCGUAGCGCCCGCACUGUCAACGAUGGCAGCAGAGCUCGAUAUGAACUCCGCUGAGUCCGCCAUGGCCCUCUCGAUCUACCUGCUGGCGACCGCGAUCGGGCCGCUAUUUAUCGGGCCCUUGUCUGAGGUCUACGGCCGGAAACACAUCCUUCACGCGUCCAAUAUCUGGUUUUUGGUCUGGAAUCUGGUCUGUGGGUUUGCAAACACCAAGCAGGUGUUGAUCGCAUCUCGCUUUCUUGCUGGCUUCGGGGCUAGUGCUAUUUAUGCUCUCGCGUCUGGUGUUCUGUCGGACGUCUGGCGACCUGAGCAGCGCGGCCGCUCUCUCGGUGUUUACCUGCUUAUUCCCUUGCUCGGCGCCGCUGUUGGCCCCAUAAUCGGCGGCUUCAUGGCUGGUCGUACCACCUGGCGCUGGAUAUUCUGGUCUACGUCUGUCUUCCAGGCCGUGAUGAUCCUGGUUUCGUUCAGCGUGUUCCGUGAAACGUACGGGCCGCUGAUUCUCAGGUCUCGAGCUGAGCGACUUCGCCGCGAGACCGGUGAAAGGCGCUAUCAGACUCUAGACGAGCGCCUCCAUGGAGACAAAUCCCCCUGGGCGGUUCUUGGACGAGCGUUGAUACGGCCCCUCCGUCUGCUCGUAUUCCAUCCCAUCGUCCAGAUUUCCUCGGUCAUUGCGGCGUUUGACUACGGCAUCCUCUACAUCGUCAUGUCGACCUUCUCGCAGCUCUGGACCCGACACUACGGCCAACCAGUCCAACUCAGUGGACUGCAUUACAUGGCCUGUGCGCUUGGUGAAGUCGUAGGUUCUCAGAUCACCUCGCGGCUAAUGGACGGUCUAUAUCGCCGCUGGACCGUUCGCUGGCAGCGCCCCCAUACCCCAGAAGCGCGACUACCCACAAUUCUAUUCGGUGCAGUCCUCGGCCCCCUCGGUCUGUUCAUGUACGGCUGGGUAUCGCAAUACCGUCUGCACUGGGCCAUUGUCGAUCUUGGCAUAGCAAUAACCAUGCUGGGUAUGCAGAGCAACGCGAUGCCCCUGCAGGCGUAUGUGAUGGAGUCUUACCCAGACCAUACUAGUAGUGCGUCCGCAGCCACCCAGUUCUUGCGCAGUCUUACGGCAUUCCUGUUUCCGCUUUUUGCGCCGCGCAUGUAUCAUGUUCUGGGGUAUGGCUGGGCGAAUAGUGCCCUGGCUUUUGGGGGCCUUAUCCUCGGGGUGCCGGCGCCGUUUGUGCUGUGGUUCUUUGGGGCGAGACUCAGGGCACGGGCGCAGUCUAGCUACUAG
Messenger RNA from Aspergillus puulaauensis, 1482 nucleotides. RefSeq names its product MFS transporter. Gene Ontology annotation, biological process: transmembrane transport. Gene Ontology annotation, cellular component: membrane. Bases 1 to 1482 code for a protein of 493 amino acids. The record is from RefSeq and is a predicted model, not a curated record. The transcript has 2 exons. Gene Ontology annotation, molecular function: transmembrane transporter activity. Lineage: Eukaryota; Fungi; Ascomycota; Eurotiomycetes; Eurotiales; Aspergillaceae.